This is a messenger RNA of Hibiscus syriacus, 1816 nucleotides long. Its product is annotated as actin-related protein 4-like. The transcript has 19 exons. NCBI's taxonomy places the organism in Eukaryota, Viridiplantae, Streptophyta, Magnoliopsida, Malvales, Malvaceae. The record is from RefSeq and is a predicted model, not a curated record. Gene Ontology annotation, biological process: regulation of transcription by RNA polymerase II. Gene Ontology annotation, molecular function: chromatin binding. Gene Ontology annotation, cellular component: NuA4 histone acetyltransferase complex; SWI/SNF complex. Bases 183 to 1496 code for a protein of 437 amino acids.
AAGGAAAAUUGGAAACCCUCGAAACCUAAAAGCUCAAAUUACAAAUUAAAGAAAAAUAGAGAGAACUCUUUCCAACGCCGUGCCGGUAGCAUUUUCGCCGUCUGUCCAUCUAAUCCGUGACUGCGGCCACAUCUCGGAACUUUUAUCGCCUGUAUAGCUCGGUUUCACUCUUAGUUGCAGCCAUGUACGGAGGGGAUGAAGUAUCGGCUAUAGUGAUAGACUUAGGGUCCCACACUUGCAAAGCUGGUUAUGCUGGCGAAGAUGCUCCUAAGGCUGUGUUUCCAUCUGUUGUGGGAUGCAUUGAUCAAAUGGAUGCUGAUGAUGACAAAGAAAACAACGAUUCUGAGACUAACAACAAUAAUGCUGAUUCCAACAAACCCAAAGGAAAACGCAAAUUGUAUGUAGGCUCUCAAGCCUUGGGUUUUCGCCGUGACCAUAUGGAGGUGGUGUCUCCCCUAAAGGAUGGGGUUGUUGUUGAUUGGGAUAUUGUUGAUAACAUCUGGGAUCAUGCUUUCAAGGAUUGUUUACUCAUUGAUCCUAAGGAACAUCCGAUGCUACUUGCUGAACCUUCUUCCAACACUCAACUACAGAGGGAGAAGACAGCGGAACUCAUGUUUGAAAAGUACAAAGUUCCUGCUCUGUUUUUGGCCAAGAAUGCGGUUCUUACAUCAUUUGCGUCAGGACGUGCUACCUCUGUUGUUAUUGAUAGUGGUGGAGGAUCAACAAUGGUUGCCCCAGUACAUGAUGGUUAUGUUCUUCAAAAGGCAGUUUCUUCUUCUCCUAUUGGAGGAGAAUUUCUUACAUAUUGCUUGAUGAAAAGCUUGGAAAGCAAAGGCAUCGUGAUAAAGCCAAGGUACUCUUUUAAGAGAAAGGAAAUCCAACCGGGGGUGUUCCAGACUGUAGAUGUUGAUUUGCCACACACAACAGAAUCCUACAAGCUUUACUCCCAGAGAGUGAUUGCAAGUGAUAUCAAGGAAUGUGUCUGUCGAGCUCCAGAUACUCCAUAUGAUGAAAGUUCAUAUUCAAAUAUCCCAAUGACCCCAUACGAGCUUCCUGAUGGCCAGACAAUUGAAAUUGGUGCUGAUAGAUUCAAGAUCCCUGAUAUUCUGUUUAACCCAUCUUUGGCUCAGACAAUUCCUGGAGUGGACAAUUUUGCUGAGAUUUCAUCUGCUCGUGGUUUGCCACAAAUGGUCAUAGAAAGCAUCAAUAGAUGUGAUGUUGACAUCAGGAAAGAAUUGUUUGGCAGUAUAUUGCUUGCUGGUGGCACAGCAUCUAUGCAACAGUUGAAAGAACGACUUGAGAAAGACUUGCUAGAGGAAUCUCCUCAAGCUGCUAGAGUUAAAGUAUUGGCAAGUGGAAAUGCAACAGAAAGAAGAUUCAGUGUUUGGAUAGGAGGUAGUAUAUUGGCAUCUCUUGGUUCAUUCCAGCAAAUGUGGUUCUCCAAGUCCGAGUAUGAAGAACAUGGAGCUUCAUACAUCCAAAGAAAAUGCCCUUAAGAUGAAGAAGAUGAUAGGCAUUUGCAUUUAUUGACAUGGUAAGCAAAUGCUAAGCCAUUCACAUAAACUUUUGUUUCUCCAUUUAUUUACUAGAGCUAAUUUUCAUCUUUUUAAAGGUUUAGGAUCUACUUCUGUUGGACCCAAAAUCAUCUCAUUCGUACUAACUAUUCCCCGAUUGAUAUCGCCUGUAGGUCAAUAUAAGAUAUUCUAUUUACAGGACUAAUGUUUAUUAUCAUCCUAGAUGGUGCAGCAUUCAUGGGUUUUAGGAAAGAUAUUUUUUUUCCUUCUCUGUUUAAAAUUUGAGCUAUGUUAAUAUUUAU